UAGCAUAACUCAUUCUAACAGUAAGUAACAAUGCGGCAAACAGGACGGAUCAGCAUCAGUUCUAGCUGUUGUGAGUGGUUAGCAGUGUUAUUAUUAAUAUCGCCGACACUUACUGCGACUCAAUAUGCGUCACCAUUGUACAACAGACAGUUUUAUGACCACAACAGUCAACAACAGGUACAUCAACAACAACAACAACAACCUAGUGUCUAUCCAGACAUACCAGUGACCUACAAUCAACAAUAUCCUGCAACUGGACAGUCCAUAUGGUCGUCUGCUCCUAUUGUUGUUACUGAGCAGGGCAACAGACUCGACGGCAACCAGGAUCGACGUUAUUUGCCUAUUAAUUACUACAACAAUAGGGAAACCUAUUCCACUAUUGAGCCGGACAACAAUUACGACAAUUACAACAACUACAACAAUGUGCCGACAACACGUGCUGCCAAUCACAAUUACAACAAUGCACCCGGCCACUUUUACUACACACAACAACCACAACCGCAAUCACAACAAGAACUAGAGCAACGUGAACUGCUUGCAGUGGCGGAUUCCCGACGCGAGGAGGAACAAAUUGUUCGUAUUGGCGGUAAUCGCUCACUGGCCCCCAACAACUACAGCAACAACAACCCCAACAAUUACUUUGAACCACCUCAGUCGUUGUCUCAUCGCGACUUUGAGGCAAAAUAUGCCAAACAUUAUUCCGACUAUUUGCGCAAAUAUCCACAACGAUUGCAGCCGUUGUACAACACUGGCGCAUCGUACGUUGACAAGUAAACAGCAAUUUGGGUCAACAUUUUCAAAUAAAUUCCUCUACUUUAUUCAAUAAAAUUUAAGUAAAAAUGUAAAUUGAA
Messenger RNA from Drosophila innubila, 851 nucleotides. RefSeq names its product probable serine/threonine-protein kinase cdc7. Lineage: Eukaryota; Metazoa; Arthropoda; Insecta; Diptera; Drosophilidae. The record is from RefSeq and is a predicted model, not a curated record. The coding region runs from base 31 to 774 and encodes 247 amino acids. The transcript has 2 exons.